Messenger RNA from Puccinia graminis f. sp. tritici CRL 75-36-700-3, 3049 nucleotides. RefSeq lists its product as uncharacterized. Lineage: Eukaryota; Fungi; Basidiomycota; Pucciniomycetes; Pucciniales; Pucciniaceae. The transcript is spliced from 5 exons. Gene Ontology annotation, biological process: Golgi organization; protein transport; intra-Golgi vesicle-mediated transport. Gene Ontology annotation, cellular component: COG complex; membrane. The record is from RefSeq and is a predicted model, not a curated record. The coding region runs from base 178 to 2127 and encodes 649 amino acids.
AAAAACCAGUCAACACCAACCACGACGAUGGAAUAGGCCACUCCGAUCAACACCACUCAGCCGAAGGUAAUCACCAUCCAAGACGAGAGACCGAGAGAAAGGCAUACAGAGCAAUCUAUCAGACUCGAUACUCAGGACCAAAAAAAGAAUCAGGCGGGCAAGUUGUUGCUUCUCAAGAUGGCCAAUUCAGAUAGCUAUCAGACAGAUGAACCGUCUUCUCCAACAGUAACAACCUCAUUACUAGUGCCGGGAGACUCGACCGAAGCAGCCUUCGAGGCCCCUCCACUCGAGCUUCCCGUCGGACUACCGCUCUCCCAUCAAGUCUUCCGAGACCCGGGCUUUGAUCCAGACCAGUUCUUACUCUCACGACGUCAUACGACAUUGGAUGAUCUUCGGACGGAACUGAGAAGCUAUCUGUCCGGACUUAAAGCGGAACUGGUGGGCCUGAUCAACGAGGACUAUGAGGAUUUCAUCGGGCUUGGAAUGGGCCUCAGGGGCACAGUUGAACGGGCCAUGGGCAAGAUGAAAGCGCCGAUCGGACAGGCCAAGCUGGAUGUGCUGGAGGCUAGGAGAGAACUGGACAUCGAACGAGGAGAUCUUGAAGGCCUGUUGAAUGAACGUCGUAAGGUGAUCGAAGGCAAGAAGCUCGUCCGGUUGAUGCUCGACUGUGGGGAUAGCGUCACAAAGGUCGAAGAGAUGCUGUCGAUCCAGCAACCGACCCUGCUGGCGAACCAAGGCUCACUCUCUCAUGGGACGAGCAAGCCACUCGGAACGCUCGAUCGAUCAGGCUCAAAGCAUCGUCGAUCCGAGCUCUCUCUUGAUUUGACCGACGACAGCAGUAAUAUCGAGAGUGGUGUCAAGAGGAUCGAAAGGAUCACAAAUGAAUACACUCGAAUGCUCUAUCUCGUCUCUAAAGGCGGCGAUCUCAAUUAUGUUUCUAGUUUGCAACCUAGGAUCACACACAUCACCGACGCCUUGCAUCGAGAAUUAGCCUCCCUUCUCAAGUCAAUCCUCCGCACACCCCGUUCCGAUACUCGCAAGAGAGACUGUCUAUUGGAGUGUUUGAGAGCUUACGAGUCCCUAGGUGCCGUCACCAGAGCCGAAGAGGUGAUCAAGACUGAGGUGGUGUUACCUAGAAUGUCUAAAUUGAUUCAUCCCAACGUCCUCAAUACAGGUGCGCUAUCUCCGGUAUUACCAGCAUCUCCUGAAGUCGCUCGAUUUACGACUCCCCAUCCGCCACCCUACCUCAAUCCAUCGCAGAAUUCUUUGAGGCUACCCGAAGAUCCUGAACUGGUACCCUUACCUAUGCUAUAUAACAAGAUCCUAGCUUUCAUCGCACGCGAGAUGAGUAUCAUCAUCGAUGUUGCUGACCGCCACCUCGCUGGAUCUAAACAAGCUAGCGAACUCCAACCUGGCCCUGCUCAUGACAAUCCAUCCUCACCCAAGGAUGUCAAUGUCGAAAAUUCAUCCACAAAAUCCCAUUAUAACGUCCUCAUCAAUUCAGUCAUCCUACCCACUCUCCAACUGAUUACCAAUUCACUUGGAUCAAGUCUCUUUGCAGCCGGCAACCCCAGCAAUUUCCAUCGGAAUUACAGCUACACAAUCAAGUUCCUUGAACAACUCGAAGAGUUUUGUGGUACCCCACGACAGGUCAUCCUGCUCAGAGCCCAUCCAGAUUGGAAGGCGUUCAAAAACAAAUGGCAGUUGGCAGUCUAUGCUCAGAUACGAACUAAGGAAAUCAUCCUAACGAUCGAAGAUGGGCUUCUCGACGGACUCAAGUCUCCCGACCCUACGACUCGCAUCACAUUUACUCAAUCUAGUAACGGCCAGGAUCUACAUCCUACAUCAGAGUAUCUUCUCAAAGGCUCGGCUACUAUCGAUCGUGUACUUCACUUGGUCUGGCAGGAUAAUGUCUUUCUUGCCGAUCUCACUCAUCGGUUUUGGAGACUUACAUUGAUGGCCAUCUCGCGGUAUGCCACAUGGUUAAAUUCGGUGAUCGGAGGAUAUCUGAGCUCCUCGGGGACAGCAGUGACGGAGAGUGGAACGGGGAAUGGAGCUAAGAGUGGGGGACGGGCAGACUUGAAUCGGGUUGAUGGUGUGGUGUCUUGUAUAUAUUUACCCAUUUAGUUGGCGGCCCCCUCGACCAAUCGACCAAGCUCUAGUCGCCCAAGCUCUCCCUCGAACAGCCCAUCCGAAGAAUCCAAGGACGAGGAGCUUUUGAGGGUUUUGACAAUCGUUUUGGCCGAUCUCCUUCGCCUCCAACUUAGCGUCUUGAACUUGUUUUCUCACUCCAUCGCCCCCCGAAUCCCCAGAGUUUCAAUUGGAUCGGAUUCACAAACACCAGAAGACGUUUUGAAGAUUUCUUUAGAGAAGAUAGUCGGCUUGGCGCCCCAACUAACAUCAGAAAUACGGCAGACGCUGGUGAAAAGGUGUUCAGAGAAGCUGCGGUUCAUUCGCUCAGUUGGCUCGUCGGCCCGAGCCUCGAAGACGAUCCCGACCGAGCCAAGUUAUUUCAUUUCCGACAUCCUCAACGACAUUCAGGUCUAUCUAGAGAAGUACGGCAAGAACUUGACCGAGCGGGUUCGGACGGAUCUGGUGAGCGGGAUCAUCGACGAAUUGUCAGCCAAGUAUCUCGCCAUCCUCAUCAACGUCCAACGCUCCGAGGACUCCUUGAGGAAACUCAAGAAGGGCAAACACGGCUUCUCUAUCUUUAAUCGCAACUCAAACUCGGAUUCCAACAAGGCCGCCCCCCUCGUCGAGGACGACGACCUUAAGGUUAAGGUUCAGUUAAGGCUUGAUGUCGAGCGCUUGGAACUCGAUUCCAUCCGCUUGGGGGCCGAUCUUUCCUCGUCCAAAUCAUUUCUUGAAUUAAAACAAACCGUCUCUAAAUAAUCCUUCCUUUCCCUCAAUUUUCUUUGUGUACCAUCCAUAUCUUUGCUUCUUUUUCGCAACCUUUGGUCUUUUCCUCUUUUUGGUUUUUUUUAAUCUCUCGAGUUUAAUUUCAUUUUUUUGUUCUUAUCUACUUACAACGAGCAAAUUUUUGGUCCAG